GGAUAUACACAAUCUCCCGGAGGCCCAUGUAUAUAAGUCAGCGCGCGAAACGCGCCAUGUUCCAUUGUUCUUCCAUCUACUAGUAGUCCCCACAUCUUCAAAGCCGACCCACCACAAUGCCAGGCACUUUCACUCACGAGUUCGCCACAGAGCUCUACAAUGGCACCGUGACGGUGAACACCGGCUUAUUCAUCAACGGACAGUUUGUUGAUUCCGUCGACCGCGAGAGUAUCGACGUCAUCAGUCCCGUGGACGGCAGUGUGAUCACAAAGGUUUCCAUUGGGAACGCGAGAGACAUCGACAUUGCCGUCAAGGCUGCCAGGGCCGCCUUCAAGAGCUCCUGGGGCCUCAAGGUGCCGGGUUCCGAGCGUGGCAAGCUCCUGUACAAGCUUGCCGACCUUCUUGAGAAGAAUGCCGAUACAGUUGCGGCCAUCGAAGCUCUUGAUGCCGGAAAGCUCUUCACUCUCGCGAGGCAUCGGGACGUUCAGAACGCCAUCAAUGGCCUGCGAUACUACGCUGGCUGGGCAGACAAGAACCACGGUCAGACCAUCGAGACAACUGAAGCCAAAUUCGCCUACACUCGGCAUGAGCCCAUUGGUGUCGUGGGUGCGAUCGUCCCAUGGAACUUCCCACUAACAAUCACCAUUUGGAAAGUCGCUCCCGCGCUUGCGACCGGUAACGCCAUCGUCCUCAAGCCGUCCGAGGUGACACCGCUCUCUGCACUCAAGCUCGCCGAGCUCGUCAAGGAGGCUGGCUUCCCCGACGGCGUCCUCAACGUGGUGACCGGCUACGGCGCGACCGCAGGCCAGGCGCUCACAGAGCACCCGCUGGUCGGGAAGGUGUCGUUCACCGGCAGCACAAUCAUCGGCCGCAAGGUCAUGGAGACUGCGGCGAAGACGAAUCUGAAACGUGUGACACUGGAGCUUGGGGGCAAGAGCGCGGUGCUCAUCUUCGAUGACGCGGAUCUCGAGCAGGCCGUCAAGUGGGUCUGUGCGACCGUCUUCUACCACAGCGGCCAGGUGUGUGCCGCCGGCGCGCGCAUCUUCGUCCAGGAGGGCACCUACGAGCGGUUCUUGCAGGCCUUUGCUGACGCAGCGGCGGCGCUUAAGCUGGGCGACAACUUCAAGACAGCGACCCAGCAGGGCCCCAUCGCCUCCCAGACGCAACUCGACCGCGUGCUCGGCUACAUCGAGUCCGGCAAGCAGGAAGGUGCACGCAUCGUCACUGGCGGCUCGCGCGCUGAGGGAUCAGGCUACUUCGUGAGGCCGACGAUCUUCGCUGACGUGAAGCCGGACAUGAGGAUUGUGCGGGAGGAGAUCUUCGGUCCCGUUGGCGUCGUGGCUCGAUUCAAGACUGAGGAGGAGGCGCUCGAGGCUGCGAAUGACACUCAGUACGGCCUGUCGAGCUAUGUAUUCACUACGAAUGUUAGCCGGGCGAUCCGCGUCUCGAACGCACUCGAGGCUGGCAGCUGCUUCAUCAACCAGUCUGCUAUACAGUCCCCACAGGUGCCGUUCGGCGGUUACAAGCAGUCUGGCCACGGCAGGGAGCUGGGCGAGUAUGCUCUCGAGGCCUUCACUCAGGUCAAGGCUGUCCAUGUCAACCUGAGCCUGAAGCUGUAA
Phanerochaete carnosa HHB-10118-sp is the source of this 1619-nucleotide messenger RNA. RefSeq lists its product as uncharacterized. Gene Ontology annotation, molecular function: aldehyde dehydrogenase (NAD+) activity. The record is from RefSeq and is a predicted model, not a curated record. The transcript has 9 exons. The coding region runs from base 117 to 1619 and encodes 500 amino acids. Lineage: Eukaryota; Fungi; Basidiomycota; Agaricomycetes; Polyporales; Phanerochaetaceae.